Messenger RNA from Penicillium verhagenii, 1356 nucleotides. RefSeq lists its product as uncharacterized. The transcript has 2 exons. Lineage: Eukaryota; Fungi; Ascomycota; Eurotiomycetes; Eurotiales; Aspergillaceae. The coding region runs from base 1 to 1356 and encodes 451 amino acids. The record is from RefSeq and is a predicted model, not a curated record.
AUGUCGGAUCUUCCUGUGAGAAUGGAUUUGGACUCUCCAACUGAUAGCUUAGCCUCUCAGACUCCAUACCAAAUCUCCAAGGUGCAAGACUGGGACUGGGUGACUGCUCGUUCAGACAAACUUCGAGAUUUCGAGACUGUGAAGGAAUCUUUAGACGUUUUUACGAACUACCUAGGGGAUUUUCAAGAUGUUGUACAAGGCCAGAAAAGCCUUGCCCUUCAAAGUCCCGAGAACAAGCAUCAUAUUUGGGGGAGUCUGGCAAAUAAAUGCAUUAGCACAACUCUGAACCGAAAGGGCCCUCGGAUAGUCGGCCCAACGGAAGAACUCCAACAUCCCACCUUUCCUGAUUGGAUUAAAGCAAUCCAGGGUUUGAAGGCUGGUUUGAUUCAGCCUUGCAGAAGAGACGGUGGGGAUUCUGUAUACCGAGGAGAGUUGAAAGGCUUCCAGGUUGAGAUCUCAGAGGAAGAAAUGAGUUUUCUACGUACUUUCUCUAUUGGAAUCACCAGUAUUCCUACGAUUAGAGACGAGAAAAAGGAGCUUGAGCUCAGGCAAGCGUUGCUGGAGUCCUCGCUUCAACUAGCGCGCCAGCUAACAGAUGUCUUUGCCGGUUUAAUCAGGUUCAACAAAGCCUUGAAAGAAAGCUGCAAAGACCUCGAACAUGACAUACAAAUUCAGGAACAUCAAUCUGAUCCCGCAAAUGCUGUACCAUCGAGUCCACGGUUUCCUCAAGAGCGUGGUGAAGGAUCGACCCUUAAGAACGAAGCGCUUGACUUGACCGAGGAAGAAACAUCCAAGCCAUUGUUUGCAGACAGGCAAGACGACCAACCUACUCGUCCCCAUUGGUCACGGUUGUUUCGUGACUUUGGUUAUUCUACAAGUCCAGAGGAUACUCCACAGCCAGAGAUAAAUGUGGACUAUGGCCGUCAAUCAACCCCGGGGCCUGUCGAGAACGAAGGCCAAGAUAUCCCGAUGUCAAAUCCAAUCACGAAUGACAAUCCGAUCAUCUCAAACUCUCCCCCGGAACCUGAGAAUUCCAAUACGGUGUCCUCACACGACAGAAACUCUUCGGGCUCAACAUCACGAAGAUUAACCACUCCUAUGUCAACGAGAGCAAGACAAAUCAAGAGAAACGAGAUGGAGAGAACUCAAGCGGUGCCUUUUGUUCAAAACCUACUGGAACAGGGCUUGAAUUGGGAACAAAUUCGUGAACGCUACAAGGUCAAAUUUGGGAUCUGGCGCACAAGUGGGUCACUGGCAGGUUUUCACAGCCAGCAGAGGCACAAAUAUGAUUAUCUGGUACUCAAGAUUUCUCCAUCACGGUUACGCGAGGUAUUAUCAAAGACAAUCCACUCAUGA